CAUCACCUCGUAGUUGAUCGUGUAAUAUAACAACCAUGAGUCAAGGAAUUCCAUAUCUUGGCAGCAAAAUAAGCCUAAUAUCGAAAGCAGAAAUUCGAUACGAAGGCAUAUUAUAUACCAUUGAUCCUAAUGAAUCUACCGUCGCACUCGCAAAAGUGAGAUCUUUUGGUACAGAGGAUAGACCAACUGAUCGUCCUGUACCACCAAGAGAUGAGAUCUUUGAAUACAUCAUAUUCCGUGGCAGUGACAUUAAAGACUUGCAUGUUUGUGAGCCACCUAAACAACAACCAAUGGGGGGCCUUCCACAAGACCCUGCCAUCGUCAAGUCAUCUCAGCAGUCAGGUGGCCCUCCUUCCUUCCAAACUUCAUCCAUGCCCAGUUACCAUGCACAGCCCAGCUACCAGCCUUUUCCAUCACCUGGAGGCUAUCCUCAUUAUUCUCAACCUGCUGUGCCUCCAUCUUCUGGCUUUGCUCAGCAACCUCCUCCACAGACAGGUUCCCGGGGUACAUCUCCCUCAUACACUAGAGUCUCUCCCAGUGCCGAGCAGGGCAGUCAGGUUGGGCCAGUCCAGUCAUCACAAUCUGGGUCACGUAGCUCUACACCUCCUCCGAGUGGUAAAUCACCAACUUUGGACCAGGGGACACAGUCAAGCCCUGAUAAGACUGGGGCAGGAGAGGGAUCACACAAUCAGCACGUGCAAAGUUGGGGCAGCAGUCGGGGUCAUCAAGAGACGCGUGUAGAACAGCAUCGGCGUGGGGGAGGAGGUCAGAACCAGCGCACAGGCAACAGGCAGCAGCAGCAGCGUGCUUCUCAAGCUGUUCAUGGUCAAGGGCAGAAUCAAAUGAGUCGUCCUCGAAGUGCAGGGCGUGGCAACAUGGCACCACGUGGUGGUCAACAAGGUGGCCAGAGAGGUGGGUCUGCCCAGCGUCAAAGUGCACGUGGACGAGGAUCCAGAAGGCAGAAUGCAGAGUCUUUGAAGUUCGAAGAUGAUUUUGAUUUUGAGAGUUCUAAUGCCCAGUUUGACAAAGAUGAAAUUGAAAAGGAACUGAAACAGAAACUAACCAUCAAUGAUAAACAAGUCAAUGGCGACAAGGAGGGGGCAGGGACAGCAGAAGAAGCUGAGGAUACUGGGGAAGAGGAAGAAGAUAAUGUUGUGUACUAUGACAAGGCCAAGUCAUUCUUUGACAAUAUCAGCUGUGAAGCCACUGCCAAGUCUCGUGGAGGUAAUCGCAUAACCUGGAGAGAAGAGCGUAAACUGAAUUCAGAGACUUUUGGCAUUCCUGUUUCGCGUCGUGGCUGGAGAGGUAGAGGUGGUUAUCGAGGCCGUGGAGGGUACAGAGGGCGUGGAUAUGGUGGUUUCCAGAGAGAUAAUUAUAAUCGAGACAACUUUAGUGGCCGUGGAGGACGGGGCAGAAAUUCAGGUGGGCCAAACGCAGAAGAAAGGUCCAAUUCAGCUAACAAGACUCAAGGCGUUACAGCAGCCUCCUAGACAACUACAUGAUAUAAUAACAAGAUGAAGAACAGCACACAAUAAAUUCAGGCUAGAGAACUCAUCUGGUGUCCGUGCACCUGCAUCCACAAGAAGUGCAUGACCUGUGAUGAAGCAGAAUGGCACACUGUGGAAGCAGAAUAUGCUGAGUGGCUGCAUGCCAGAAGAAAAGCUGUCACUGUUUUUCAGAGAAAAGACUAAGAACAGACCAGAAUUUUCUCCUGAAACCUGAAAAAUGUUGGCACCUUACCUGGUUGUUGUCUAGGGAAUCCUGGACAGUGCUGUAACCCACCCAUUGUUCUGCUGCAUGGUUCUGUUCGUGUGCUUGUGCGUGUGGUAAAACAAGUCUGCCAUGUUCAGCAUUCAACCAGUACUUGUUCUGUUUGAACACCUGACUCACAAACCAUUUCACUGUAAAAUGCUGAGCUUUUCAGCUUAACCUACUCUUAGUCAGAACGACAGCUGCAAGUGCGUCAAAGAUGACCUGUUUGUUGAGAGGCCUGAAGUCAGACAUGCUGAUGUUUUGUCUGAAGCAGGGAGAAAGAGGCAUGCUGUAUGGAUCUGUAGAGGUUAAUAUACAAGUUGUUCAUAGUUGGGGCAUGUUUUUGUGGGGUGGAUGUGGUUGGGCACUUGUACAUGGAAGCACUGGUGUCCUGGCGUUGCCUCACUAGUUGGGUGAAAAGAAGUUUUCUCACCCUAGCAUGUUCAUGCUGUUGAAACCAGGAAUUAGGAAAAUAGUGUGCAGUCUGACUGGUUAAUGCCAUAUGCCGAGCUUGUUGAAACUUAAACAUCAGCAGGAAUGUUUUUCUUUUUUUCUUAUUUUUUAUUUAUUUAUUUUUUUCAACGUUGAUGGAAAGAGCAUAGAAUAGCUACGGAGAAGCUGGUAGCUGUCGAUAUUGUGGAUAGCCUAUUGGCAUUUGGAAUGGGUGAACUCACAUGUGCAGGUCAUGUUGCAAGAAACUGUAGGAAGUGGUGUGAGACGUUAGCAGUAAAACCAUCUAGCGAGUAGUGUCUUUAGGUUUUCAUGGGGGGUAGGGGCUGACCCUUGUAGAACUUGGGGGACAGUUGCUGGCAGAAUUACGGUUUGUUACCACGACAGGCAGCAGAUGAAUUCAAAUUGUGUCCAUAUUAUUCUGCAUCACCCAAUUAGGAUUUAUGUUCAAGGUGAGAAAGCUUUUUUAAAGGCCAGCGUUUCGUGUUACUAAGUGCUACUACACUUUCUGCCAUGGUCUUGACAUUUGACAGACAUUAUUACAUUGGGCAACUAAAAUAAUUGUCGUGUUCUCAUAGUUUUGUUGGGGAGCCACACAAAGUGCAUGAAAGAGACCAUUCAUUAAGCGAUGGGCUUGCCAGCUCUUGGACUGGCGAGUCCUCGGGAAAGCUUUGUUGGGACAGUGCAUCACAGCAUUGCUGCUAUUGUCAGAGUAAGCAAUAGGCAGUUGCCUCGUGCAUUUCACAUGUGGAAGUCUCAAGUGUUAUUCUCAGCAUUUUUGUUAUUUUAGUUUAACCUUCAGCUUGAGUGCAGUCUGGAAUGUCGGGCUUUUCAGAGUUGUUUUUUUUUUUUUUUAUCCUAUGUGGAUGGGGAAGAGGGUGUGAUGACUUGCCCUUUGCAGUCCACAAAUAUCACUCCAAGAAAAUAUGUUGGACUCAGUGCAACAGGUCUUGAAAGCCUUAUAGUUUCUGCUCCUUGCCAUCGUUAAUAAAUAUUAAUUUUGACUUCACA
Pomacea canaliculata is the source of this 3213-nucleotide messenger RNA. RefSeq names its product protein LSM14 homolog B-like. Gene Ontology annotation, biological process: cytoplasmic stress granule assembly; P-body assembly. The record is from RefSeq and is a predicted model, not a curated record. The coding region runs from base 36 to 1490 and encodes 484 amino acids. The transcript is spliced from 10 exons. Gene Ontology annotation, cellular component: P-body. Gene Ontology annotation, molecular function: mRNA binding. NCBI's taxonomy places the organism in Eukaryota, Metazoa, Mollusca, Gastropoda, Architaenioglossa, Ampullariidae.